AUGUCGUUCGGCAGCAGAGUCAGCCAUCCCAAUCAACAACAGCCAGCAGCGCCAGCUAGUGGCACAGUAUCACUCGCCGUCAAGGGCUGGGCUUCGGGUCCCUCGAAGUUCGCCCACAAUCCAACUGAAGGCCACAGCGCCAUACUCACAUGGCUUAAUAAGCGAUCACAACGCCCUCUUCUUAGCCAUAGGUUCGUGGGAAGAGGGAGCGCAGUCCUCAUUAUCGAAAUAAACGCCAAUGAUCGGCCACGCUUCGAUCAUCUGAAUGGCUUCACUUUCUCCGGCGGCACCAUCAUCGUUGAAGAAGCCAAUGCUCCACGAAACCAGCAGCAGCCACACAAUGGCGCCUUCAACCCGCCUUCUGGCCCUCGCGGCGACCACAGAGCCCCAUCUGGACCCAUUAACGACCAGAGAAUACCGAGCGGGCCUAGAGGUGGUCACCAGAAUAACACUCGAACUUUCGGUGCGAAUAACGGCGGCGACUUGGCCAUGAACGGCAACCCAAACACGCCUGCGGACUCGUCAAAAGCGCAGCUCGAAAGCAUCCUCACCAACGUCAUCCGCAAGCGCUACAAUGCCAACGAGCAAUAUCUCACCCUCGAAGCCCUCUCAGCGGACCCCGACAUUGUCGCGGCAGGCCUACAUACAUCUUCCGCUUCGAAAGUCUUCACCGCAAUCUUCACCAUCGCUGAGAAGUACGUGUUCGAAACCGCGGCCAAGCGUCGCGAUAUGGUGAUAUCGAUCUCGAUAUCCAACAAUGGACUCACCACCGUCGGCGACAUCAUCGCGCUUAAUUCGACGUUCCCCAACAUCAAGAACCUCGAUCUCUCGAAAAACCAGCUCACCGAUGCCGGAAGCUUCAAGUACUGGCGCAAUGGCAUGCGCAACCUCGAGCACCUCAUCAUCACAGACAACCCCAUAGACGCCAACCCAGCCGAAAAGGAAAAACUCGUCCGUUGGUGGCGCCGACUGAAAAUGCUCAACGGCGCACCCGUGACCCGCGGCCAGGGUGGCGCCGCCAACACCAUGGCGCUCGACGCCCCCGCGGGCCCCGGCGCACUCAACGGCAACACGCCCGACCGCACCAACAGCCCCGCGCCACCUUUCGCGUUCGCCAACCAGGCGCGCCCCACGCAGGGCCACCCGGAGUUCCCACCGGACAGCAUGUUCGGCCUGCCGGAGCCGGGCAAAGAUGAGGCCACGCUGCAGAAGGAGCAGAUGGGCCUGCGCUUCAGCUUCGAGACCCGGCUCAACAUGCAGAUGACCGAGCAGUGUCUCGUCGCCAAUGGCUGGGACUAUGAUCGUGCCAGGGAGAAUUUGGGCGAGUUGAUGGGCCAGGGCGCCAUUCCGGCGGAGGCGUUUCUUGGUUGA
Molecule: messenger RNA, 1371 nt
Organism: Cyphellophora europaea CBS 101466
Lineage: Eukaryota; Fungi; Ascomycota; Eurotiomycetes; Chaetothyriales; Cyphellophoraceae
Exons: 1
Coding region: 1-1371 (456 amino acids)
Biological process (GO): poly(A)+ mRNA export from nucleus
Cellular component (GO): nucleus
Molecular function (GO): RNA binding; protein binding
Source: RefSeq, a predicted model, not a curated record